Molecule: messenger RNA, 1929 nt
Organism: Fonsecaea multimorphosa CBS 102226
Lineage: Eukaryota; Fungi; Ascomycota; Eurotiomycetes; Chaetothyriales; Herpotrichiellaceae
Exons: 2
Coding region: 1-1929 (642 amino acids)
Molecular function (GO): protein binding
Source: RefSeq, a predicted model, not a curated record
AUGGGACCCCCGAACCUGCCACGAUCUCGUCCUCAACCUAAGUCGGCCUUCAAACGAGUCCAAUCAAAACAGACUCGCGAUGUUGCUUUCGGCCCUCACAAGGACCGCAUCCAAAAGUUGUAUAUCCACGAGGAGCGACCCCUGAACUGGAUCAUGGACUAUAUGAAACGGGAGUAUGGCAUCAAUCUGUCUGUGAAACAAUACAAGAGUCAGUUGAAGACCUGGGGCCUCAGACACAAGCUCACCAAGCGUGAUGCCGCCUUCAUCUUGAGGUUGCUGAACCAAGCCCAGAGCGAGGGCCGCGAAGAGGUCGUCAUCUUCUCCGGGCACCCUCGACGACGAGAGGAUAUCGAAAAGUACCUCAAUAGGAAUGACAAGGUUGAGAAUGAAGAGGAGCUGCUGUCCUGCAUCACCGACGACGACAGGACGCCCGAUUAUAUCACUUUCCCUGUUGAGCCCCAGCAACCCAGCCCCUCCCACCUACCGCCAACACCUCCAUCCGCAAGCUCAUUUGGCUCCCUGGAGUCUCACGCCUCCUUGAGGCCCAUCUCCCCAAUGAGGGUCCCCAUCCCGUCGCCAGAGUCCAGUCCUCGACACUCAGGCGAAUUUUCGUACGAUCUCAACUAUGUGCCGGCGCCAUCAGAACACCAAUAUCGGGGUGAAGCAGUGCCUCUCAACUUCAACAUCAUCCGUGAGCAUAUGUCCGGGCAGCAGGCAGUCAUGACCCGCAGUCAGCCAGCCAUCCCGAACAUCCUAGGUCCUUUCUGGCGUGCUCAGCGAGAGCCGAUUCCGUCUGGCUGGUGCCGGCUGUGGGACAACAACGACCCGAGCAAGCAGUGGCCCGCUGACUUUACCAAUGCCGUGCUGUCUGCGACACCGGCUGUCAUUGAAGAGAUCAGCGACCUGGAUCUUGAUAUCUACCGGUUCGGCGACAAUACCCACAGCCGGCAGCUCAAUGACAAGAGCCUGUCGGCGGAUUUUGUCAUGUAUUGCCUGUACUGGUUGAUUUGUGCUGGCCAGAACCAGAAUGAUGCCAGGAUUCAAAACAAAACGGAAUGGUACUGGACCACUGCUCAGUUCAGUUUCUUGUGCAUGCUCACCAACGAGAGCUGCCCUGCCGGAGAAUGCCUGGGGGCGCUGAGCAUUGUAUCGGUGCUGUUCGACUGCUACGGCCAGUGGGAGCGGCUCUCAGAACUGCUGACCAAAUGCGACGAGUUGACCAAGAACCACUGCGGACUCGACAACCCUUUGACCAUGACCAUCGAGUUCAAAAAGAACAUGCUCAGUGGUGGUGCCGGUUGUCCGCCUCAUGAUAUUGCUCGCCUCUCCUACAUUGUGACUCAAAUGAGCAUUGGCUUCUCUGAAUCAUCCGCGCCCGCCCUGACUGCCAGGUAUAACAUGGCCUGGGCAAUGCUGGAGAAUGAGCUGAAAAAGGAAGUCAGGGCGCCCGAGAACUUUGAGCCUGCUCGAAGAGAGCUGCUUGACCUCACACGUCAGUGGGAGCAAUAUGGCGACGACCGCAUCGAGACCAUCAUGGCUGCCGCCACACUGGCCAGGGCCACCUUCUAUUGCGGCGAUGCUGAAGGGGCCGAGGCCAUCAUCGUCCAAUCUGUCUUGCCCCGCGUGCGGAAGAACUUCCCCGAGCAGCAUGCGUAUAGUUGGGAAGCAAAGCAUCGUCACGCGUUUUUCCUCUUCCAAUUGGCAAAGAGGGAGACGGGGGCGAGGAAGAGCAUCCAUCUGCAACUUGGUGAGCAGCUCCUGCGAGAAGUCGUGCGGAACAGACAUCGCAUUCUGGGCGAAUCCAACCCGAAGUCGACUCAUUCUUUCCAACUCCUUAGAGACAUCCUAAAAGCACAAGGCCGGAUGCUCGACGCAGAUACACUGUCCGAAUGGUGUGAGCGACAACAGUCACCCUAUGGGGUACACUGA